Messenger RNA from Cherax quadricarinatus, 846 nucleotides. Lineage: Eukaryota; Metazoa; Arthropoda; Malacostraca; Decapoda; Parastacidae. The record is from RefSeq and is a predicted model, not a curated record.
AAUAAUGUUCAUUCAUGCUUCUUUUCUAUAGCAGCAGGAGCUGGACUGGGUUUUAAGUGAGGAAGUGCCACGUGUCUUCACUCAAGUAAUGAUAGUUCUCCAGGAGUGCUGCACACACUUCCCUGUACCUCUGUGUGGGAGUGAUACAGCAGUCAAACAAGAGAAAUUCAUAAUGUCCACUGCUGCACACAGUACACAGGACCAAGUGAAGUGUGUUGUGACAGUGACAGGAGACACAAUCACUCAGGCAGUAAGUACACUCUACCCAUCAAGGCUAACAAGUAGUGAAGUUCUCAAUGUGUUGGGACAACUGAUUAAGUUACUUCAGAAGGGUCGCAGCAGCCUUCUAAUUCCUCGGAAAAAGACCAUUGAUGAACUUUUGUCCAGUAAGAACAUGAAAUCAUUAACACCGCCUUUACCUGGAGACAUCGCAGUCAGCUUCUAUCUGCAAGCUCAUAAGUUAGUCCUGGCUGUCUAUCACUUGUCUAACUCUGCCGGCACCAUGAAAUUUGAGAGUGUUCAGGCUGACUGUGCUGUUCCAUGGCUGAGUCCAGUGCUUGUCUGUUUUACUACAGCUCUGCAUCUUACUCACCAGCUCAGAGAUAAGAUUUCUGUGUUCUCGCAGUUUAAAGAUUUCACUCCUGACUCGUGCAGUGUAUCAACAGUGUCCUGUUAAACCAGUAUAAUUGUAUUAUUAGCAUACAUGUCACUCUGGUGUAAAUAGAGGUUUUUAGUUACUUUGUGUAAACAUUAUAGUAUAUUGUUUUAGCAUUGUGUACAGUACUGUAGUUAUUUAAUUUUUUUAGAGAGAUAUUUAUGUGUAAGGUUUAAAGCCUUUUGACAUGA